Messenger RNA from Mytilus californianus (California mussel), 2255 nucleotides. RefSeq lists its product as uncharacterized. Gene Ontology annotation, molecular function: metalloexopeptidase activity. Bases 47 to 1387 code for a protein of 446 amino acids. The record is from RefSeq and is a predicted model, not a curated record. Gene Ontology annotation, biological process: proteolysis. NCBI's taxonomy places the organism in Eukaryota, Metazoa, Mollusca, Bivalvia, Mytilida, Mytilidae. The transcript is spliced from 8 exons.
AACGUAAUAUACGUUGGCCUAUUUCCGGAAAAUCUCUUACCUGUCGAUGCAUUUAAAUCAUCGAAAGAAAUGCUACAAAAUGGCGACUUUAUAUCUUAUUUACUGUGUGCUUAAUUUACUGUUCAGUUGGUAUUGUGUAGAUUCAGCCAACACACAGUAUAUGAAAGCAUCGAUAAAGAAUUAUUUUUCUGAUACCCGACACCACGAUCCUAGAUUCAGAGCGUAUAAGUAUGCUGCAAAAGAAUAUAUUUUCAACGAAUUUCUCAAGUUUGGACUAAGAACUGAAUACCAUACAUUUCAGGAGACAUCUGUUUCUCCUACAGAUUAUUUCCAAAAUGUUAUUGGUAUAUUAAGGGGUAUAAACUUUGGAACAGUACACGACCGAAUUAUAGGACUAGGUGCACACUAUGACACCUUUCUUACUACCAAAGGAGUUGACGAUAAUGGAGCAGGAGUUGCAGCUAUGUUGGAAGUUGUUAGACAGCUAAGUUACAUGAACAAGAAUGGCAUCACAAGGAGAAACACCAUUGUAUUUGCAGGGUUUGAUCUUGAAGAAUAUGGAGGAUGCCAGUCGUGUAUUCUUCGAGGUUUCGCUGCUUGGGCUGGAAGUCGUCAUUUUGUAAAAUCAUGGCUCCCUGCAUGGCUAUCAAUAAAUUAUGGUAAUGACCUGCCACCAGUAAUGCACGGAGUUAUAAUCAUGGACACAAUGAUGGAAUAUAAUACUUCCAGUAAAUCUCAGAAAAUUCCAGAAGGAUACGAGUCUGCGUUUCAAACAUUAUUCAACGAUACCUAUGCUAGUAUUGCAUCUGACAACUUCAGAGGAGACUUCUUAAAUUUGAUAUACCGUAAACCUACUAACGACUCCUAUCUAUCUGAAGCUUUCCAUUCGUCAUGGACAGAGUCAGGAAGACCAAAAUAUCAAAUUGAGUCCUUUCCUCUUCCUUUUGUGAGUGUUGGUGACUUAAAGCCAAAAGAGAUAAAUGUCUUAAGUAACUUUCUACGCAGUGACCAUGCCAAUUUCUGGGAAAAUGGAUUCCCAGCUAUCUGGAUAACUGAUUCAGCCAAUUUUCGUGGUGACAUGAUUCAGUGCUACCAUGCCGAAUGUGAUAACGAGGAAGUUAUGCUGACAGAUGAAAACAUUAAUUUUCUUGGUAAAACAGCAGAUGCACUUGUAAAGACGAUCCAUAAACUGUCAGAACCUUCUGGGUCCGGUACAAAAGAAGACAUCAAUUCAACAGGUAUGACUGCAGGAGGCAUUAUUGGAAUCAUAAUAGCGGUAAUAGUUUUACAGCUACCCUUUAUUGUGGCAUAUGUACUAUGGAGGAGGAACAGAUCAAUUCCAUAUCAGAAGGAUGAAGAUGAAAAUCCCACAAACGGAAAAGGAUAGCAUUGCACUUCAAACUAUUUCAUUCUUAUCGAAAAUGAAUAUAGAAAACAAAAAAAUGCAUUUAAUAUCAUAAAACUGUUUAAUAAGUUUUAUUAUCUAUAUCAGGGUUAUGAGAUCAUUUUUAUAUUUAUUUAUUUUUGAAAAAAGGAGAAAUAUAAAUUCAUAUUUUCCCUAGUUAUCAUUCCAUUGAUAAAUUCGAUGUAAAAUGUCAACACUUUUAAUUUUAAUGACGAAGUAAGUUCUUCCUGGUAAAUUCAAAUAUAUGGUCUUCUCUUUUCAAUAUAUUUGUUUUCUGUAAGUUAUUAACAUGGAAUAACAUUUGUAACUGAUUGUACAAUUUCGUUACAUGUAAAAACUGGAUUCACAUAUCCUAAUGGAUGACGAAAUUUAAUAGAUAACGGAUAAAAAUGGAAUAAAAUAAAGUUCUAUUUAUGAAGAUUUCUAAAUAGUGAAAAUUAUUCCCCAUAAAUUUUUUUAUGCCCCCCCCCUAGGGGCAUUAUGUUUUUCGGUCUGUGCGUCCGUUCGUCCGUCCGUCCGUCCAUCCGUCUGUCCUGCUUCAGGUUAAAGUUUUUGGUCAAGGUAGUUUUUGAUGAAGUUGAAGUCGAAUCAACUUGAAACUUAGUACACAUGUUCCCUAUGAUAUGAUCCUUCUAAUUUUAAUUCCAAAUAAGAGUUUUGACCCCCAUUUCACGGUCCACUGAACAUAGAAAAUGAUAGUGCGAGUGGAACAUCAGUGUACUAUGGACACAUUCUUGUUCUUUCUAUUUUGUUUAAGCUUUGAUUGUUUUUAAUGAUACUUAACCUGCUUGCUGAUUUUAUUUAAUUUUUAAAACCUUUAUCUAUAUUUACAUAUUAAAGAUAGAACAGA